UUACACUAAAACCAAAAAUACUGUCAGAAAAAGAAAACUUUCGCCGUUUUUUCUACCUAAAAGAAAGAAGUCACCGAUUUUCCAUUCCAAUUUCUUAUUCACGUCAUUCCGAUAAGGAAAUGGAAAACGAAAACAACCCUUUGAUGGGAUCUGAAACCUUUGUUUCUGAAGAUUUCGUUCAUGUUGAUAACCCUAAUAAUCGCAGUGAUACCUUGAUUGAUGAAACAGAAGUGAUGUCUUCUAGUUUGGGAAUAUCAGAAAACCCUAAUGUUAAUAUUGUUCCCGAAGGUUUGGUUGAAGGAAUUAUUGAUGCUGAUUCGCAUAGAAACGAAGAAGUAGAAGAAGUGACUGUUGAACAUGAAGAUCUUGGAUCUGCUGCUGCUGCUACUCCUUCAAUGGGGAUUGAAAGAGAUUUGCCUGAGGCACUUUUAAAGAACGUUGUUGUUUUGGAAUGUGAAUCUUCCGCUGAAGGUGGUUCUUGCAAGAUUCAUUUGGUUGGAACUGCUCACGUUUCUCAGGAAUCCUGCGAAGAAGUUCAAGCUAUCAUCAGUCACUUGAAACCGCAGGUUGUAUUCUUGGAGCUAUGUGCGAAUCGGAUAUCUAUGUUGACCCCUCAAAAAUUAGAGGUACCUACCAUGAAAGAAAUGAUUGAUAUGUGGAAGAAAAAGAAAAUGAACACUUUUGGAAUUCUUUACAGCUGGCUUCUGGCCAAGGUUGCUAGUGAGCUUGAGGUUUUCCCUGGUUCUGAGUUCCGUGUGGCAUUUGAAGAAGCAAGGAAAUAUGGUGGAAAAGUUAUUUUGGGUGAUCGUCCAGUUAAUAUAACAUUACGUAGGACCUGGGCUUCAAUGACAAUGUGGCACAAGAUAAAGUUUAUCUACUGCAUAGUUUUUCAAGCAAUCUUUUUACCAAGCCCCGCCGAUCUGAAUAGAAUGCUGAAGGAAAUGGAAGACGCUGACAUGUUAACUCUGGUGAUACAAGAAAUGAGCAAGAAGUUUCCUUCUCUUAUGGAGACCCUUGUAUUCGAGAGAGAUUUGUACAUGGCAACAAGUCUUCUGAAUGUUGCUAGUGAACAUACUUCUGUAGUUGCUGUUGUUGGGAAAGGGCACCUUCGAGGAAUUAGGAAGCACUGGCAGCAACCAAUUGAGGUGAAGCAUCUUCUAGAAAUUCCCACACAAAGGUCGAGAAUUACUGCUGCAAGGAUUCUUACUUUUAGUGUUGCUGUUGCUGGUGCGGCCAUUGUAUCUGGCAUUUAUUUUGUGAGCAAGAAGUAAAUUUAACACAAGUUUGGUAAUAUCUGUGGAAAAGCAACUGAAGAAGGGAUUUUAGUUUCUUAAUAAAUAUUUGAGUGCAAUUUCCCGAUCUUCACAAAUUGGUCAAAGGCAAGUGUUUUUUCCUCUUUAACAAGGGUAGGGAGGGCUGUCUUUGUCCUUUUGGAAAUAAAAGUAUCCUAGAAAUGACAAUUCCGUGGGAACCCUCUUAGAAUUUGCACUUGCAUAGUUUUUUUGUAAGGAAAUAUGAGCCACAGCAAGCGUCAUUUAUCAAGCACAGAUACUUAUUUUACAACGUUUGCCUUUCAAUUAACCCCGCCUUGUCUAAUUAAAACUCUCUUUUUGGAUUGUCAAGAACUUAUCCUUUCACUUAAGCUGCAA
Molecule: messenger RNA, 1649 nt
Organism: Papaver somniferum (opium poppy)
Lineage: Eukaryota; Viridiplantae; Streptophyta; Magnoliopsida; Ranunculales; Papaveraceae
Product: traB domain-containing protein-like
Exons: 9
Coding region: 120-1271 (383 amino acids)
Source: RefSeq, a predicted model, not a curated record